CUUCCACAACGUGAGCAUAUAGGCAAGGCACCAAGACCAGGAAGGCACACACAGAUUAUUUUACACCACCAAAGGGCCAAUUAACCGCUACCGCUGCUGCUGCUGCUCAUACCUACGAUGACGUCACUGUUUCUCUUGGUGCUCCUUGCUGCUGCCGGGUACUGCUCAACACUGACUGACAGACACAACGCGAAUGCAAUCAAAACUUCUCGGGGCCUGGACAAGAUCAGCGGUGGAGAAUACAUCCGGGCACUGCACCAACUAGGCAACCGCCACCUCGACAAACUUGCCGGCGGAGAGUACCUCCGCUCACUGAACCCGGCCGAGCAGCUGAACACCAGGACAUUAGACAAGAUAGGCUCUGGAGAGUACAUCCGUUCCCUAGGGCCCUACCAGGCCUUCCCCAACACGAGGGCCCUCGAUAGGCUUAGCGGAGGAGAGUUCCUACGAUCUCUGGGAUACAAGAGGGGCCUGGAUUCGCUCAGCGGCAUGACGUUCGGCAAUUCCAAGAGGUUUGACUCUCUGAGCGGCCUCACUUUCGGAGACCAGCACAACAAGAAAAGGUGGUACGGACACGGUGACUUCGACGAGAUCGACAACGUCGGCUGGCCCGGCUUCACAAAGCGACAAAACUUCGACGAGAUCGACCGCACGGGGUUCGAAGGGUUCGACAAGAGGGCCCUUGGUUCCGUGGUCAGUGAAGACCAGUGAACCGAGGUAUGGCUCAGCGGCAAGUAGCUGUUGAUCCGUUUUAUUUUCGUUUCGCUUUCCCGAAGACCCAAGUUACCCUCAAUUUGGACUCCUCUCUCUCUCACCCAGCUACUUCCCUGGUUCUGCCAUCGAUCCUCCUCCGAAAGUCUUCCCUUGUACGUAGAACAAAUUUGUGCGGGACGGCUCUUAAGAAAGAAAAGAAAAAAGUAUGAAACAUAAAACAUGGGAAAGGUAUCCAAAGUUUAUUCUUCUGUUACUUGUUAACCACGUGAUCAGCUCAGAAGCUGCGUUACCGUACAGGUCUGGAGGCGUAGUAAUUUAGAGCUGUGUGAAUACGAAUACUGCAAGACCCUCAAUCUUCAGGAGCUCCUAAUUUUUACGAAUACGAAUGUCACGCAAAAAAAUUUGGACCAAGGUUUCACCCUUCAAAAACUAUGCUAGAAUCGCAACUAAAGUUCAAAGCUCGCGUGUAUCAAAGGCUCAUCGAGAAUUCUUGGGCUGUUCACGAAGCAAACCAACCGAGCCAGAUUCAGAAUUCGCGAAAUUUUGUGUCCCCGGAUGUGUGCUCUGCGAAGAUAAGAGAAAAAUUGAGCCUCUGUAUGGCAAUAAGGGGAUAAGCCGAUUUAUCCCCGUUUUUGCUAUUUUCGCUGCAAUGACAUCUACAUACCAGUAUGUACCUGCCAAAGAAAAUUUAAGACCUUAUUGCAAUGCAUUGGCCCGCUACAGGAAGGUAAGAAACGGGAAAUGCAUGUAUGUCAAUGGGACGGGCAAUCAGAUCAGGCCCCUUUUCUCGGUUUGGGAUUUUUUUACCUAUCCCCUUAUUGCAUACAGAAGUUCAGUCGGGGCCGCGAGAUUAAGGGGCUUGGCAGUAUUCAGAUUUUUCCAACACCGAAGCGAAUAUCUGCACACUCGAAUGGGUCUUAUAUUCGGAUUUCGAAUCGAAGCUCCAUAUCGAAUAUAUUCGAAAAGUUUCAAAGCUUGCACUCAAAAGACAAAAAAAAAAAAAAGAAGGAAAAAAAUGAGAGAGAGAGAGAGAAUGAAAACACUAGAAGAAAGUGUGCAGAACAACAACAACAACAAAUAUAUCAUGACUAUGGCCGCUGGAGAACAGUACGCUACUAGUGUGCAGAGUGAGUGCUGCGCCAUACGAAGAUUCGUAUGCGUGUAUCGCGUAUAUACUAUACUAUACUAUACUAUAUGUAUAUAUAUAUAUAUAUGCUGCAAAACCGUCGUAUUUUCUUCGGGCAUACAGCUAUUCGCUUCGGUUUUAAAGCUCACACAGCCCUACAGACCACAGAUUAUACACGGAGGUGCCGUGUGCAAAAUUCCAUCCAGCAGAGAAUACUAGCUUCUGAAACCAACGAGAAAAACGAACCACGUGACACAUAUGGUUUCCCAGUGAUGACACAAAAGUACAGCCACCUCGAUGGACGUCAAGACACUAUGCGACCGAAAUAAAGGUAAUCGAGGACUGUCUUGAGACGUAAUAAAAUGUUAUCAACAAGUUUUAUCUGGAAUCAAUGGUCUCAAUGCUCGAAAAAAAAAAAAAAAAGAAAAAGAACACGGAAGCAGUUGACAGUGAUGUCGCUACAGCGAAAGCCUCGGAUAUAUUGGUCGCAAAUUUAGUCAAAAUACUCUGCACACGCUGACCCUGAACAUCCCAAGAAAGCAAUUCUGGCUUUGGCUAUGGUUUGGAUUGGAUUUUCAUGUCUGAAGCGUUCUUCGACAUAACAAGGUGCUUCGGCGAAGAGAAAGUCUUCACUGGUCUGUUUUCAACUAAAAGCUCUAAGUGUAUUCCCAGCUUCUCGCAGACGAGAAAGAUGUCGUUAAAUUUCUCAUCACGGCGUAGAAGCUAUCAAUACCGUUCUUUUCUCGAAGUCGACAAAAAUGUUAUGUAGGGUUGUGUUUUGGAUACCUGUUUCUUAUAACGUGCCACUGAUAACGUUGACACUGUAUAUAAGUGUGUUUGACUGACCUUUUUAAUCAUUGAUAUAGUAGACAGCGCAAUCAGUCUCGUUGUAGUUGCUAUUCAUAUCCCACCUUUCUUUCUUGAAGUGAACUCCCGUCCAAAAGCGAAAUAUUUUCGUAUGGUUUGACUUCGCAGUUGUUACGUUCCAUACUUUCUAUGCAUGUUGCAAUAAAGAGUUUCUUUGUUUC
This is a messenger RNA of Ornithodoros turicata, 2868 nucleotides long. RefSeq lists its product as uncharacterized. The record is from RefSeq and is a predicted model, not a curated record. Lineage: Eukaryota; Metazoa; Arthropoda; Arachnida; Ixodida; Argasidae. The coding region runs from base 118 to 711 and encodes 197 amino acids. The transcript has 3 exons.